GGCGCAUGCGCAGUGACUGACCGUGAGCAGCAGCGCUGCUGCUGAUGAUGAUGUUCACUGGACGUGUUUGAGAUCAACAUUGACGCAUUUACAAUCGAAACACUAACACUGAUCAGCAUGAAAUUAACGCGUAAACUCGUUCUAGCUCGAGCUAAAGCAUCGGACCUGGAAAGCGUGAAGAAAUUAAACUGCUGGGGCUGCAAUCUGACAGAUAUCUCCAUAUUUGUGGAGAUUCCCAAUAUUGAGGUUCUCACACUGAGUGCUAAUAAGAUCUCCUCUCUGGAGCACAUCUCGUCGUGUCAGCAUCUCAGCGAGCUCUAUCUGAGACGGAAUAACAUCCAGAGUCUGUCGGAGCUCAAGCAUCUGCAGCAGCUGAGACGUCUGAAGGUGCUGUGGUUGGCCGAGAACCCGUGCUGCGACGCCGACCCGCACAAAUACCGCAUGACCGUCAUCAGAAACCUGCCCGGACUGCAAAAACUCGACAACCAGGUGGUCACAGAGGAGGAGCUCACACAGGCACUGAAAGAAGGGGAGGAGCUUGUUUCAUCUCCAGGCCCCGCCCCCACCUGCUCAACCAAUGGUCAUACAGAAGCCGACUCUGAGACGGACCCUCUGAAUUACAGCAUGGAGGAAACCAAUAAGAUUCGAGCUCAGCUGGGAAUGAAGCUGCUGCCCAGAGACAAGUUCCCAUCGCUGUCGUCCCCGAGAGAGACUGGAGACACGCUGAAGAGGAAGAGUCACACGCUGGAGGCCGUUCUCCUCCUGAUGAAGGAUCUGGACGUGGAAGAGCUGAAAAUCGUUCAGUCGGUCACCGAGAGCAAACUCAGAUCACGCAGUCGACGGAGAGAGCGAGAGAAAUCUCCUCUUUGCUCAUGAACGCCAGUAUAAAACACUGAUGACAUGCUUAUACCAGCAGCCAGAGCUCAGAUAUUAAUAUUUCACAGUCAAACCCCAGAUCUAAUAAUGCAAAGCCCUUUUGUUUGUGUGAAUCGGUCCUGCUCAUGAUUGUUACCAAGUUGCCUUUUCCUGUCCAAACUGAGACGUUUUCCUGUUUCGGAGAAAAUGUUUUGCUUUGUAAUGAUCUAAAUGAAGUGUAAUAAUACUUUGUUUUGUUGAAAUAAUAUGAGAAUGUAUUUUUCUAUGUAAAUAAACUCAGAUGCGCAAGAAUAUUUAUUGUUUUCACUGUUAUCCUACAAAACUUUACAGAACGCUGUACAUGAUUGAGCUGCAGAAAUUGGAAUUAAAGAAACGGUUCACCAAAAAAUGAGUUUCAUCACUGUC
Labeo rohita (rohu) is the source of this 1281-nucleotide messenger RNA. RefSeq names its product cilia and flagella associated protein 410 (gene cfap410). The transcript is spliced from 7 exons. Gene Ontology annotation, biological process: mRNA splicing, via spliceosome; cytoskeleton organization. NCBI's taxonomy places the organism in Eukaryota, Metazoa, Chordata, Actinopteri, Cypriniformes, Cyprinidae. The coding region runs from base 118 to 876 and encodes 252 amino acids. The record is from RefSeq and is a predicted model, not a curated record. Gene Ontology annotation, cellular component: U4/U6 x U5 tri-snRNP complex. Gene Ontology annotation, molecular function: protein binding.